AUGAGACUAGAUUAAGGCAACAAUAGUUUUCGUGCCGCACUUCUUAUUUUCGAAAUCAUUUCAACUUUUGUCGAAUGGUUGUGUAAAUUGUGUAAUGCUUUUACUUUAAGUAUAUGGAGAAAGUAAUAGAAAUCAGAAAUUCAUGGAUUCUUAAUUAUUUUAAGUUCUUUAAAAUUACGACACUCAUAAUUGUAUCGGUUACACACCACUAUCUGUAUCUGUAUCUGUGUGUAUACGACGCAGAACCAAUUCUGGCAUAAUGUGACGGUACUACUAUUAUUUAAGCCGAGAGAAACUAUAAAUUUGUCAUGGAAUUUGUAAAAAAUAAUAUCCACUAUAUUGUGGCUGGAUCUGUGGCUACCUUGACUGGAGUGCUGGUAUACAAGAGGUUCGUCGGUCAACCACAACCAUUUAAUCGAAAAUGUGGGGUCGAUUACCCAAAGGAUACUGUUAUCCUGCACAUAUUUCAAAGAGAGAAAACUACACCACACCUGGGUCACCUGGCUUUCAAGUUGGAGUUGUACCUUAGAAUCAACAAGAUUCCUUACCAGACGGACGUAUCGGGCGUAAUGGGGCCUAAACAAAAGAUCCCGUGGAUCGAGUACAAUGGUACAACGAUGGGUGACUCCCAGCUCAUCAUUGAGUUCCUGGAGCGGGAGAUGGGGGUGGGGCUGAACUCGCAUCUGGCCAAACGGGACAGGGCCAUAGCCUGGGCGGUUCAAAAAUGGCUUGAGGAAUUCACAUACUGGUUAAACGUUCACAGUCGAUGGGUGAUCUAUGCUGACGAGUUCUUUGACCAGAACCUGGCCACAAUGCCGAAAAUGGUGAAGGGUUUCAUGCAAAAGAGGGUAGGCACAAAAACAUACGCCGUUGGCGUCGGGCGGCAUAACAACGAAGAGGUUCAGGCCAUGAUUGAGAAGGAUAUACGCAUGUUCUCACAAAUAUUGGGUGACAGCGAAUACAUAAUGGGUAGCCAGAUAUCGGAUGUAGAUUGCGCGGCGUUCGGCGUCAUCGGCAGUGUCUACUGGGCCACGCCCCGGGAGGACAGAGGAAACGCUCUGCUCAAAAGUGGAGAAGUUGACAACGUUGUUCGCUACCUGCACCGCAUCAAGGAGAAAUACUGGCCGGACUGGGAUGAUUUGUUGUAUAAACCGAAAUAGAUUGUACUUUUAGUGUAAGUCGCCCUCGCAUCGUGGCGGGCAUAUAGGGGUCAAGGUCCGGCUUCUUCGUCCACUGCGUCACACUUUCAUGUCCACUCUUAAACUUUUAAAACCUUACCUUUACAAAACUCAACCACAUUGGCAUAAAGUCUCCACUUAGAUUGAUGAACAGCCAGAUUGCGCUAUGUGUUAUGGUUGGCCAAAUUCUACCUCAUACGCAUUGUCCCCCUUUUGAGUUUCUCCUUUCUCAUAUUUACACCUUGUACAGUAAUUGAUUGUCAAAGUUUGACCAAUUUCUUUGACCUAUAUAUAUUAGGCUCUCGUACACAAUACCUUUAGCCAAUAUUUCCCAAACUUGAUGGUAAUGUUACAGGCAUAAUAUUAACAUCUUCUACAGAAAUAUAGGCCUUCUUUGAAUGAUCAAAUAUGACCAUCUCAUUAUUGCAUUAUGUUUGUGAUCUUAUUAAUUUUAAUAAAGUUCAAUAGCUCUAGUUGCAUCAGUCCUACUCAUAAGUAAAUAGUAUUAGUCAAGAAAAAGGGUGAUCCAAGCAGGUUACAUAUUCAAUUCACAUAAUUCUGGUUGUAUAUACAUGCCAGCAUUGUUUACAUGCUGAAGACUCAUUUUAAGUCACAUGUCUGUUUUCCGUUUGUGGAAUCAUUUGCUUGUAAUGGUUGUUUAUAUGCUAACUGAGACUUUACAAGGCUGUUUAAUAUGAGGCAUAAAUUGCGAGGGUUGUUAUAGAUAUUUUAACAUAUAUUGCUAGGGUUGUUUUAGAUAUGUGCCAUAUUGCUAGGGUUGUUUUAGAUAUUUAUGCCCCCUUCGAAGAAGAGGGGUAUAUUGCUUUGCACAUGUCGUUCGGUCGGUCGGUCGGUCCGUCCGUCGUUAGACCAAAGCUUGUCCGAGUGAUAACUCAAUAAUUUCUGGACGUAUGGUCAACAAACGUGACAUAAAGGUAGGGCCUGGCCAGUAGAUGACCCAUAUUAAUUUUCAGGGGUCAUCGGGGAAAGGUCACGGUCACAUUCACAUUUAAUGAUAAAAGGUUGUCCGAGUGACAACUCGACAAUGCCUGCACCCAUGACCCUCAAACUUUGCUUAGAGGUUGGCCCUGACAAGUAGAUGACCCAUUUUUAUUUUGGGGGGUAUCGGGCAAAAGGUCAAGGUUACAUUAACCUUAAAUGAUAAAAGGUUGUCCGAGUGAUAACUGGACAAUGCCUGCACCCAUUGCCCUCAAACUAGACUUGGAGGUUGGCCCUGACCAGUAGAUGACCCAUAUUGAUUUCGGGGGUCAUCAGGCGAAAGGUCAAGGUCACAUUAACUUUGAAUGGUAAAAGGCUGUCCGAGUGAUAACUCGACAAUGCUAGCACCCAUGGCCCUCAAACUUGACUUGAAGGUUGGGCCUGACCAAUGGAUGACCCAAAUUUAUUUUAGGGGUCAUCGGGUCAAAGGUCAAGGUCACAGUGACAUUGAAGGCAAACCCGACAAUUCCUUGACCUAUGGUCAUCAAACUUGACAUGGAGGUUAGGCCUCACCAGUAGAUGAUCCAUAUUGAUUUUGGGUGUCAUUGGGUCACAGUGACCUUUAACACAAAAAAGGUUAACAAAGCUAGAGCUAUCUAAACAAAGCCUGGACUUAUGAUCAUCAAACUUGACAUGGAGGCUGGUCCUGACCAGUAGAUGACCUCUAUUGAUUUUAUAAGUCAUCGGGACAAAGGUCAAUGUCACAGUGACCUUGAAUGCAAAAAUGUUGUUUGAGUGAUAACUCGACAAUGCCUGCACCCAUGGCCCUUCAACUUGACUUUGGGGUUAGGACUUACCUGUAGAUGAUUCCCUUUGAUUUAAGGGGUCAAAGGUCAAGGUCACAGUGACCUUGAACGCAAAAAGCUUGUCUGUGUGAUAAUUUGACAAUGCCUGCACCCAUGGCCCUCAAACUUGACAUUUAGGUUUGGGGCGACCAGCUGAUGACUCAUAUGGAGUUUGAGGUCAUAUAGUCAAAGGUCAUGGUCAUAACUCAUAUUCAUCAUUAACGUUUUGUCAUAUUUACUUAUUCCCUGCUGCUCAGAGGCUACAUUUUUAUCUGCGAAUAUCAGUCAUCAUCUGAACAUGAUAGGUGGUGGGGGAUAGUGUUUGACAAACAUCUCUGGUUUAAAAUGUAUUGCAAGGAUUGUUUUAAGUAUAUGAACAUAUAUUGUUUGGGUGGUUUUAGAUAUGUAAUAUUGUGACGGUGGUUUUGAUUGCACAUAUUGGGAGGAUGGUUUUAAAUAUGUAAUAUAUAUUGCCAGGGGUAUAAAGGUUUAUUUGCUGCUUUAUCCGAUCUAUCACUUGGAAAUGUUUGCCUUCCACCAAUACUAUUGACGCAAUUUCAAAUUGGUGAUUUUUUCAUAAUUUGUAUCUGUGUACCUACUGGGGCCAUAUUAUCAAUGCAUGUAUCCACGUGAUGUAUCCUACAAUUGAAACAAAUAUUUCUGAGUAGAUAUACUAUAUUUUUUAAAACUACGAGCUUCAUUGGUAAGUUUUUGGAAUGGUUAUCUGAUUUUGCUAUUAAACAGUUCAAUUCAAUUGAUA
This is a messenger RNA of Mya arenaria, 3722 nucleotides long. Its product is annotated as failed axon connections homolog. NCBI's taxonomy places the organism in Eukaryota, Metazoa, Mollusca, Bivalvia, Myida, Myidae. The transcript has 6 exons. The coding region runs from base 309 to 1160 and encodes 283 amino acids. The record is from RefSeq and is a predicted model, not a curated record. Gene Ontology annotation, cellular component: cytoplasm.